Branchiostoma floridae (Florida lancelet) is the source of this 504-nucleotide messenger RNA. Its product is annotated as transmembrane protein 35B-like. Lineage: Eukaryota; Metazoa; Chordata; Leptocardii; Amphioxiformes; Branchiostomatidae. The record is from RefSeq and is a predicted model, not a curated record. The transcript has 3 exons. The coding region runs from base 49 to 504 and encodes 151 amino acids.
GCAAAGAAGGUACGGCGACCUCUACUCUAUAGGCUAUUCGAAUCCAAGAUGGCGUCGGGUGCAGCACAUCUACUCUCCAUGGGCCUGGGUCUGUUCUUCUGCACUACUGGGUUACCGAAGCUCUUUUCCUUCAUCCCGGCACACAAACUUUUGAAAGAUGAGUUUGUAAAUUUUGCGGCAGUGUUUCCGCUGAAGCCGCUGGGGAUUGUCCCAAACCCAACGCUGUACCUGUACGCCAUUGGUGUGAUAGAACUCGGGUGCGGGGUCAUGCUGGGACUGGGAUCACACGAACAACAAGUCGCAAGUAUGUGGCCUCAACUCUCCCAAUUCUUCAGAAUGAUAGAUUCAAUCAUCUAUUUGAAAAUAAUGCUAAUUAGUGCGAUGGUGUUACUUGGAGUGAUGGUUGGGGCGAUCCACACGCUGGUAUCGCUGGGCAGGAGGAAGGCAGAGUGCAUCCCUGCCGCUGUGUGUCUAUCUCUACUGGGACUGUUCCUGACUCUAUAG